Molecule: messenger RNA, 2155 nt
Organism: Seriola dumerili (greater amberjack)
Lineage: Eukaryota; Metazoa; Chordata; Actinopteri; Carangiformes; Carangidae
Gene: aspscr1
Product: ASPSCR1, UBX domain containing tether for SLC2A4
Exons: 17
Coding region: 8-1852 (614 amino acids)
Biological process (GO): signal transduction
Molecular function (GO): protein binding
Source: RefSeq, a predicted model, not a curated record
ACAUACAAUGGCAGCUAUCGGUACAGCUGUAACGGUUCUCACUCCAAAUGGGAGAAGACAAACAGUUAAGGUGUCUCCAAACACACCGUUAUUACAGGUGCUGGAGGACGUCUGCAAAAAGCACGGAUUCGACCCAGACGAUCACGGUUUGAAGUUUCAGAGGACUGUUAUUGACCUUACGGUGCCAUGGAGGUUUGCCAACCUGCCCAACAAUGCUAAAUUGGAAAUGGUGACAAGUGCAAGGAAACAGGCUGUAGCCGACAGCCAGGUGCGGAUUGCGCUUCAGAUGGAGGAUGGCUCUCGGCUCCAGGGUUCCUUCUCUUGUGGACAGAGUCUGUGGGAGCUGCUGACAAAUUUCCCUCAGAUCAGCGUGUCAGAGCUGUCUGAGGCAGGAUCCACUCCCGUGUGUGUUUACAUGAGAGACGAGGUGAGUGGUGAAGAAGCACUAAAGAAGGCCACUCUGAAGUCUCUGGGUCUCACAGGAGGAAGUGCCAUUGUCAGGUUUUUACUCAAAAAGAACAAAACUCCUGGAGAGGAAGAUGGCAGACAAGCCACUGAAACAGCUGUUAUGCCAACAACUCCUGUUGCCAAGGAAACCAGACCUAGCUCGUCAUUUAAGCCCGAUCCUGCUCCAUCACAUCCAGAGACAACAACAGACAUGCCAGUUAUAAAUUCAAGCCCCGAUAGGCCAGUGGAAACCCUGCCUGCGCCAAGUCCUGCCUCUGCCACAAGCACACUUCCACACACUUUAGUUCAACAGGAAGAGGUUUUGAACCCCCAGGAUGCAGUUCGGCCAAAGGUCCCCCACGUUGAGAGAGGAGCGCCAGAGGAAGAUGGUGAGGAAGCGGGGCCAUCAGGAUUAAGCUCUCAUCAAUCUUCUUCUUCCUCCUCUGCUCCAUCGGCCCCAUUCAUUCCCUUCUCUGGAGGUGGUCAACGCCUCGGGGGCCCACGGGGAGGAGUGGUUGAACGCUCACUGUCUUCAUCCUCAUCUCUGUCAGCCCUGACUGCUUCAGUAGAAUCACCCAAAGCCAAGAAAGCCAAAUCCAGCCACGGUGCUAACACCAAGCGUCAAGCCACCUCCAAUCAGCCAGAUGAGGAUAUGGAUCAUGGGGAGAAGUUCUUGGAGCCAGUGGAGAGGGAGCCUCUCAUCUACCACCUGGACUCCAUGUCCCAUCAGUCCGAGGAGCACGGGGAUCUGCCCGAUGAGUUUUUUGAAAUAACAAUGGAUGACGUGCGGAAGCGCUUCGCCCAGCUGAAGAGCGAGAGGAAGUUAAUGGAGGAGGCACCGCUGAUGACUAAAUCUCUGAGAGAAGCCCAGAUGAAGGAGAAGAUGGACAGAUAUCCCAAAGUGGUCCUGAGGGUCCAGUUUCCAGACAGACAUAUUCUACAAGGCUUCUUCAGGCCCCUGGAGACAGUUGGUGCUGUGAGGCACUUUGUGAGGAGUCACUUGGAGGAUCCUCAGCUCAGUUUCUACCUGUUCAUCACACCCCCAAAAACCAUUUUGGACGACCCCUCAGCGACACUUUUCCAGGCUGACUUGUUUCCUGGUGCGCUGGUGUACUUCGGCUCUGACGUUAAAACAGCUUUUUACAUAAAGAGGGAACUCCUUCAAUCCUCCGUCUCGCCCUUGCAAGCAAAUGAAUCCAUUGCAAGCUGCAUGCUCUGGUCCCCCACACCCUCCUCCAGCUCUGUGGGCCCAGAGGAGCCGCUGCCUCCUCCAGAGCAGACCGCAGACACCAGUGGGUGCACAAAGGAUGAGCAAGACCCGUCUGCACGCACCCAGGCUGCUAAACCUACCAGAUCUGAUCCGGGCAAGGUGCCCAAAUGGCUCAAGCUUCCAGGUAAGAAAUAAGGAGGCCUGACCGCCACAGACGCCUGAGAAGCUCUGUCUUGCAGACCGAGUAGAGCACUUAAAUCUCUGCUGCCCCGUGAAAAAGGCUCAGCAUUGUGACUGCAGUGGACUUAAUCCAUCGUGUAGGAUGCCUGCACUCAACUAGGUUUUCAAACUGUCAAAAUAAUGAGCUAAACCCCACUGUAAAUGAUGAAUAUUUCAUUGCCAUGACGAUUGAUGUGUAUCAUUCCAGCUGAUCUCUGGGAGGAGAGAGCGCUGAAGAGGCUGCUUUUAUUCAGCAGGUGAAAAUGUAUUGCAAAGUGA